CAAGAUGGCUGCUCCCAUGUGCGACACGUUCGCCUUCUGCCGGGAGGCGGCCGGCGCAGCGCGGCGCGCCCUGGAGGUGCGCUUCAUCAGCAACAGCAAGGGGAAAGGGCUCUUUGCCACCAGAAACAUCCGUAAGGGGGAAACGAUUUUUGUAGAGAAGCCCGUGGUGUCGGCCCAGUUCCUCUGGAACGCCCUGUAUAAUUAUAAAGCCUGCGACCAUUGCUUGCGAGCGCUGGAGACCGCGGAAGAGAAUGCCCAGAGGCUGCUGGGGAAAUUCCAGGCCCUGCCACAUCCGGAGCAGUGCAGCAUCUGCAAGGACCUGCAUCAGCCCUGCCCUGGUUGCCAGGUUGUGUAUUGCAGUCCAGAGUGCCGUCAGGCGGCCUGGGACCAGUACCACCAGGUGUUGUGCCUCGGACCCUCCAGGCAGGACCCCAAUCACCCCCUCAACAAGCUGCAGGAAGCAUGGCGGAACAUCCAUUACCCUCCAGAAACAUCAAGCAUCAUGCUGAUGGCACGGAUGGUUGCAACCGUCAAGCAGGCCAAAGACAAAGACUGGUGGAUCAAGCUGUUCUCUCAGUUUUGCAGCAAAAGCGCCAACGAGGAGGAGGAAAUUGUCCACAAACUCCUGGGGGAUAAAUUUAAGGGCCAGCUAGAAGUCCUGCGUGGGCUGUUCACAGAAGCCCUUUAUGACGAACACCUCAGCAGGUGGUUUUCUCCUGAAGGCUUCCGCUCACUGUUUGCCCUUGUGGGCACCAACGGCCAAGGGAUGGGAACAAGCUCCUUAAGCCAGUGGGUCCAUGCCUGCGAUGCCUUAGAACUGCCCCCCCAGGAACAGGAACAGUUAGAUGCUUUCAUUGACCAGCUGUAUAAAGACAUUGAGAAAGAGACAGGGGAGUUCCUCAACUGCGAAGGAUCUGGUCUCUUCAUGCUGCAAAGCUGCUGCAACCACAGCUGCAUCCCCAACGCAGAGGCCUCGUUCCCAGAUAACAAUUUCCUGCUGCAUCUGACGGCCUUGGAGGAUAUCCAUCCCGGAGAGGAGAUUUGCAUCAGCUACCUUGACUGCUGCCAACGGGAGAGGAGCCGGCACAGUCGUCAUAAGGUGCUCCGGGAAAAUUAUCUCUUUGCCUGCUCCUGCCCCAAGUGCCUGGCCCAAGCCGACGACCCUGACGUGACGUCGGAAGACGAGGAGGAGGACGGCGAAGGGGAGGCGGAUGACGCAGAGCUGGAGGACGAGAUGACGGAUGUUUGAUCCGGGGACCUGGGGUGGGGUGGGGGGCCUUGGGAGGCAGCGGCCCAAUUGUUUUGGAAAGUGGCUACUGGCCAGCAGGGGUUCUGCUGCCACUGUAGGAAAGGGCUGCAGUCUCCCAGAGAGGAGCAUGGAAGAAAGUAGAGCACGCUCCUGGAGCCUGCUGCCCUUCUGAAUGGGAGACUGUCCCCCGGUGCCAAAAGAGGGCUGGCGCUCGACCAUUAGCCACAGAGAAUCCCCUAAAGGUGGGGCUUCUGCUGGGGAGGAACGACACGUGUGGGUGCAGUAAAUAUUUUUGCAGUGGGGUCCUCCUUUUUGUGUUAAGCUAGGGGACACUCUUGUCUUUGAUGGGAGUUGUUGAAGGCAGCUAUUAAGGUGGGGUGGGAGGAGAUACCAUUUAAUGCUUCCUUGGCUGGGCAGAAGAGAGGGCAAGCUUUAACUCAUGGGGAGCCCAAAAGAUGUUUAGCUGUUCUGCUUUCUAAGGAUAUCAGAACAUCUCUUUCCAAGGGCCCAUCCGGUCCAGCAUCCCGAAUCCAACACUUGCCAGCCCCUCCAUCUUGGAUGCGCCCGAGCGGCUCCUGGAGAUGUGCUCCCCUUCCUUUGCCCCCAUUUGCCCUUUGCAGCUGGUGAUCAAAGAGCUGGCCAACAGGAAGGUUCCUUUUUGCUCUCAUAGCUGUGGAUUUUGUCUUUUAAAAAAAGCAAUCUCAGCCACAGGCCAUCGCUCCGUCUUGUGGCAGUGAGUUCCACAAGAGUGGUGGGUGAAGGAGGACUUUUUCUUGCACUGCGGCAGAGCAGGGGCCAAUGCACUGUCUCUUCCCAGUGAGAGAAGGUGUAGUAGCACUAUCUCACCCCCACUGCUGUUUCCAACGCUUAUCAGAUGGGCUCUGGCUGUCUUCUGCAAACCCCAAUGCAGGGCCAGAUCGACGGAGGGG
Messenger RNA from Eublepharis macularius, 2178 nucleotides. It is a transcript of the gene SMYD5, whose product is annotated as SMYD family member 5. NCBI's taxonomy places the organism in Eukaryota, Metazoa, Chordata, Lepidosauria, Squamata, Eublepharidae. The coding region runs from base 5 to 1249 and encodes 414 amino acids. The record is from RefSeq and is a predicted model, not a curated record. The transcript has 13 exons. Gene Ontology annotation, molecular function: protein binding; histone H4K20 methyltransferase activity.